AAAGAACAGACAAGACAUAAUUUCAGAUAAAGAAAGAAUAUUGCUAGGACUAAAUGUAGAGUCUAAUAAGCCUCAUGUUGAAAAAGAACAAAAUAAGUUGAUAUCUGCAACUAUGGAGUUUAGCUAUAACAAGCCAGUCGUUUUGACAACCGAUUAUGAAAAUAAAAGAUUAGCAAGUUCAAAGUAUUUUAGUGAGCGUAAAAGAGUUCAAAGCAGUAGAAGAAAACACGAUCGUGAUAAAGCAGUCUCGAUCAAGAAGUCAAGUACAGAUAGAAGGCUGAAAAGACCUAACGAUACUGUUAGAGAAAGCAAGCAUCAUUAUGGUAGUAAAAGUAGCUGGGUUAAACAAAGAAUUUCUAGAAACAAG
Dentiscutata erythropus is the source of this 367-nucleotide messenger RNA. NCBI's taxonomy places the organism in Eukaryota, Fungi, Glomeromycota, Glomeromycetes, Diversisporales, Gigasporaceae. The record is from the annotation of a GenBank genome assembly.